AUGGUAACUGUUUCAUCUAUUUCAACAUUAGGCCAGCUAGAAAUAUUGAACAAAUCAAAUAUUCCUUUUCGGCCUGUUCAACUCUUCAUUGCUAAUGCUAUCCCAUUCUUUGUCUCUUCCUCCAACACAUUUAUGUCGUCCCCAACAGAGUUCUGCAUUGCAACCUUUCCAUUUCCAUUAGUAUUUGUUCACACCGAGUUCACAUUGCUUCUUUUCAUAAGACGGCUUCUUGGGAUGAAGUUCCCUCUUGGCUCAACCUUGCCGGCAAUGAUUUCGGAAACUCUGAAAUUCCAUCUGAGUUUGCGGUGUCUUCCAUCAUCAGCAUUUAACCUCACCAGCCUUACUUUCAUGGACUUCUCUGGGAAUUUCCCUCAGGGUACCCUUUCCAACAACAUAAGUGGACUUUCGUAUCUUGACUUAUAUGCAAACUUGCUUAAUGGUAGAGUACCAGGUUGGUUGUUUAGUCUACCGUCUUUGGAGUAUCUAGACCUCAGCUCUAACAAAUUUAGUGGUCCCAUUGACACAAUUCCAAGUUCUUUCUUUGACUUCAUGAACCUUACUUUUCUUGACCUUUCAUCUAAUAACUUGAGUGGAAAUAUCAAGUCAUGCAUGCUUGUGAAGCUUAGGAAUCUAAGGGAAGCAUCUGUUUAUUCCGGACCUUCGCUCCAAUUCACUUCAAGGACCACUUACAACUCCACCACACAGGAACUGAGUUAUUUCUUAAUCUCAAACAGUGAGUUAGUUGGAGAAAUCUCUUCCAAGAGUUGCAAUCUGAGUUUUCUUCUUUCUGUACUUGACUUGUCUAAGAACAAGUUGGGUGGAACUAUUCCAGAUUGUUUUGGGACUUUUAGCGACCAGCUCUCAUUGAUUGUUUUGAGAACAAUAGCAGGUAAUAUCCCACCAUCACUUGGAAAAUUGGCAGCACUUGAAUCCUUGGAUCUCUCGUCAAACAAGCUUCAAGGAAGAAUCCCAGUGCAGUUAACUGACUUGACAUUUUCUCAUAACAAUCUUGAGGGGCAUAUACCGUUAGCUAAUCAUUUCGAUACUUUCUCAAAUGAUUCCUUCGAUGGCAACUCCGGACUAAGUGGAUUUCCAUUGUCAAAGAAAUGUGGCAACGAUCAGGAGCCAGAAUCACCUCCAUCAACAGUUGCUGAUGAAUCUGAAACAACACUUACUUGGAAAAUUCCAGCAAUGGGUUAUGGAAGUAGAGUAGUGCUUGGAUUGAGUAUGGGAUACGUAGUUUUCACAACUGAGAGACCUCGUUGGCUAGUGAAGAUGAUCAAGCGAAACCCACAAAAGAGAAGAAGGAUCCAUUGA
Gossypium raimondii (Peruvian cotton) is the source of this 1317-nucleotide messenger RNA. Its product is annotated as receptor-like protein Cf-9 homolog. The record is from RefSeq and is a predicted model, not a curated record. Bases 1 to 1317 code for a protein of 438 amino acids. The transcript is spliced from 5 exons. Gene Ontology annotation, molecular function: protein binding. NCBI's taxonomy places the organism in Eukaryota, Viridiplantae, Streptophyta, Magnoliopsida, Malvales, Malvaceae.